This is a messenger RNA of Lasiodiplodia theobromae, 525 nucleotides long. RefSeq lists its product as uncharacterized. The coding region runs from base 1 to 525 and encodes 174 amino acids. The record is from RefSeq and is a predicted model, not a curated record. Lineage: Eukaryota; Fungi; Ascomycota; Dothideomycetes; Botryosphaeriales; Botryosphaeriaceae. The transcript has a single exon.
AUGGCAGAAGCGCUUGCGUUUGUGGGUGGAGCUUCCGCACUUAUCACCAUCUCCAAAGACUUUCUACGCGCUGGGAAGAAACUCAGGUAUUACGGAAGGACUCUCAAGCAUGCCAAAGAAGAGAUUAAGGCAGUAGAGGUUGACACAAUGACCUGCGGUAACAUCCUGGUUCUAUUCAACAACGCUCUUGAGGAGGACUCGUCGCCCAUGGCCGCAAAAAUAAGGAAUUUGGAAAUCGACAGGAAUCUGCAGAAGAGAAGCAGUUCGCUGCUACAAAAGAUACAGAUGAUUCUCGAGAAGCGCCUGCGGCCGAUGAGCAAGAAGCACAACCCGGGGGCGCUGCAGCGUCGAGCGGCUCAGUGCAUGUGGCUAUUCCAGAAAAGCGAAAUCAACGAGACUCUGAACGAGCUAGAGAGGGUUAAGGCUUCGGUACAGAUGUGCAUGGGUCUUGUCAUAUAUGCGGCUCUGAAGAACAAAGCGAGCCAGAUGGCCGUCAUACCGCCCGAGUUGGACGACCGACUGUAA